AUGAUUUCUUCAAUGCUUUCCCUGCUCUCGCUGAGCGAGCCAACUCCCGAAGAUGCUGUUACUGUCAAGACGCUUGUGUUCAAGCCAAAGACACCAAAGUCACAGACUCCGGUUCCCGUCAUCGUUGUGGCCCCUGCUUCUGUCCAGACUCCUGGUGGAGGUAUUGCCAGAGCUGCAGCAGUGAAGGAGCCUAGAUUGGCCAACGACGAGCUGACACAAGAGUUCUUUGGUGUCGCAGCCAGGGAGUUCACGCUUGCUUCCUUGGGCAACGACCACGUCGGCAAGGUCAAGGUCCUUGUCGAGCAAAGCAUACAAGCUGAUGGAAAAAACUACGUUAUCUCUAAUUCCACCGGAAAGCUGAUUCUCACUGGAAAACAGCUUUUGGGUUUUCUCGAGCCCUUUGAGCCUGUGAUCGUCGAUUUUGCAGCCAAGGAGGCACCAAAAUCUGAGCCCAAGAUCGAGGCCAAAAUCGACGACGCCAAGCUGAUUGGCGUGACUGUUGAUAAGGAACGUGAUUUUUCAGGCUGGUACCAGCAGAUCCUGACCAAGGGAGAAAUGCUCGACUACUACGACGUUUCUGGAUGCUACAUUCUACGUCCUGCCUCCUACGCCAUCUGGGAGAAGAUCCAGAGAUGGUUUGACGACAGAAUCAAGGCCGACGGCGUCUCCAACGCCUACUUCCCAAUGUUUGUGUCUUCUAGAGUUCUGGAGAAGGAGAAAGACCAUGUCGAGGGGUUUGCUCCUGAGGUCGCUUGGGUGACAAGAGCUGGGUCCUCAGACUUGGAGGAGCCAAUUGCUAUCAGACCAACCAGUGAAACUGUCAUGUACCCAUACUACGCCAAAUGGAUCCGUUCCCACAGAGAUCUGCCAUUGAAACUCAACCAAUGGAACUCUGUCGUCAGAUGGGAGUUCAAGCAUCCACAGCCGUUCCUCAGAACCAGAGAGUUCUUGUGGCAGGAGGGCCAUACUGCACACCUUACCAAGGAGGAAGCCAGCGAGCAGGUCAGCAAGAUCUUGGAUCUUUAUGCGGGCGUCUACGAAGAGCUGCUCGCUGUUCCUGUCAUUAAAGGUGUUAAGACAGAAAACGAGAAGUUUGCCGGAGGUCUAUACACCACCACUUGCGAAGGAUAUAUCCCAACCACAGGUAGAGGUAUUCAAGGUGCCACUUCUCACCAUUUGGGCCAGAACUUCUCCAAGAUGUUCAACAUCUCUGUCGAAAACCCUCUUGGUCCAGAACACCCUAAGAUCUAUGCUCACCAAACGUCUUGGGGCCUUUCCACCAGAGUUAUUGGUGUCAUGGUGAUGAUCCAUUCCGACAAUAAAGGAUUGGUCAUUCCACCUAGAGUGGCUCAGAACCAAGUGGUCAUCAUUCCUGUUGGUAUCACCAACAAGACGACCAAGGAGAUCGAGAACAAGCUAUACGAAACCUGUUCCGAGCUGGACUCUCGACUCAAAAAGGCCGACGUCCGUGCUAUCACCGACUUCAGAGACAACUACUCUCCAGGAUGGAAAUUUUCCGACUGGGAGCUGAAGGGUGUUCCUGUCAGAUUGGAGGUUGGCCCUAAGGAUAUUGCCAACAACUCUGUCAUGGCCGUGAGAAGAGACAAUGGAGAGAAAACUGCUCUUUCCCUGGACACUAUCGAGAUCGAGCUGCCAAAACUUCUGGAAACCAUCCAAAAGUCUCUCUUCGACGCCGCCAAACAGAAAUACGACAGCCACAGAAAGAUUGUCACCGAGUGGAAGGACUUUGUUCCAGCUCUGAACAAGAAAAACGUUAUUCUUGCUCCGUGGUGUGGAGUUGCAGAGUGUGAGGACGACAUUAAAGACUCCUCUGCUAAGAAGGACGACGGAGAAGACUACGAGACCGACGAGAAGUCUCCAUCCAUGGGUGCCAAGUCUUUGUGUAUUCCUUACGACCAGCCAGAGCUCAAAGAGGGCCAGAAGUGCGUCAAGUGUGGCAAGCCGGCCGUCAACUUCACUAUGUUCGGUAGAUCUUACUGA
Ogataea angusta is the source of this 2001-nucleotide messenger RNA. RefSeq lists its product as uncharacterized. The record is from RefSeq and is a predicted model, not a curated record. Gene Ontology annotation, cellular component: aminoacyl-tRNA synthetase multienzyme complex; cytoplasm. The transcript has a single exon. NCBI's taxonomy places the organism in Eukaryota, Fungi, Ascomycota, Pichiomycetes, Pichiales, Pichiaceae. Gene Ontology annotation, molecular function: ATP binding; proline-tRNA ligase activity; aminoacyl-tRNA deacylase activity. Gene Ontology annotation, biological process: prolyl-tRNA aminoacylation. Bases 1 to 2001 code for a protein of 666 amino acids.